UUUCAGAGAGAUGUGAAAUGUGCCAAAAACGUUCAACUUAGUUCCCGUAACACUUAGUACAAUAUUUAAUAGAAGAGAAGAGAGCCAUGUACCUGAAACUAGUAAACCUUAUCUUAAUCUCCGCUGCUCAAGUGUCAUCCUUCCAAUCUCACUCAGAAUCACAUGAACUGCAGAUAGCCCAGGGUAAACUGCAGUACGAUGUUAUCUCUGUGGAUGCGCAAAUGCCACGCUAUGGAACGUGCUGGAAGAACGCGCUGACCAGCCUUAAUAAUGGCUGUAAGAGAUUGGACGAUGACAUACAGAGCCGUCUAGCGUUGAACUUUGCCAACUGUUUCUUGGAGAAGGCUGGUUUGGAGACUUAUCCAUGCGAGAAGACGGAUACAAUCUCAACCUGCUUAAAGGGAAUUGAUAAUAAUGCGUUCACAACCUUCUCCAAUUUCUUCACACACACUCAAAACAUGUGCUAUUUCUUACAAUCACAGGUUUGGAAAGAGGAAACGGAUAAAACUGUUGAAAGGUUAGCUGAAAACUCUGCCAAGGUUAGCCGCGGGCUGGAAAUAUCUCACAAGCUGCAGUCUGAUAUCUUGGAGGGUCAGCAGGUUACACUGGAGUACCACAAGCAGCUGGUGGAGAACGGAACCUAUCUCAGCCAGGCCAUAGAGGCCAGCAAGGAUAAUGUUAAGGAGAUGUUGAUCCAGUUCAAGACGAGUACAGACGAGCAGAAGAACCUGAUAUUUGAGGUGUUUGACCGAGUGUCGAGGUUACAGAAUCUAGUGGUCUCCGAGGUUAACUGGUUGUAUACAGUUGUGUUCUACGGUGCAUGUCUGGUUGUUAUAUAUAUUGUGACAGCUACCAAAAGGACUGCAGACGCUAGGAUUAUUCUCUUUAUUAUCCUCAGUAUUAAUCUUUGUAUGGAGAGAAUAGUUUGCAACUACAGUCUUCCAACAGAUCACACCAAGGUAGUGAACGAGCUAUCUGAGACUGUUUAUGAUAGGAUAUGGUUAGUUCGACAGAUCGCUAUAGGGGUUUGUAUCCUGGUACUCGCUAUCUAUGGUAUGAAGUACAGGGACUACAAUAUCAUCAAUAACUCUCUUCUUCUGGAGAUCAAGAAACAGAAUCUGGAACUUAAACGUUCAAUGGAGAUGUUUCAGGUUGGAAACAGAAGUAUGCGAGAUUUCCCUCAGGAUGUUAUCGACGGAAUUAGUUCAUCACUACAUCCAACCUGGGCCUCUAUGAUGGCGGAGGAUACAGGGUUCCAAGGGGACGAGGACGAGUACUCAGACGAGGACAGUGAUAGUUUCAACUCCACCAGGACGGAUACAACCUUUGAUCCGUCCCGAUGGUCUGAUGAUGAGUUUGAAACAGCGGAAAAUAGUCGGGAGAACUCGGGGAAUAUUACACCAACAAAUCAGGAAAUAGAUUCUUCUCUCGAGGCUUUAUCUGGUCGUGUUCUAACCUCUGUAGAGAACUAUCCGUCUAUCCUGGACUGCUCAGGGCAUUCCGUUAAACCAGUCACUCAACCAUUCCUUACUCCAAGAAUAAAACGACCCCGAACUCCCCAGAGCAAAACCUCUACACCUACUCCGGACAGGGAGAGAUACAACCUGAGAUCCAGAACUCCGUCCUCUGGGAAUCUAAACUCGAAGAUAAAUGAAGAAACUGAGGAAGACUUCGCGCUUCUGGUUCGAAAACAGCUGGGGACUUCCAAGAGAAACUUUGCAAAAUGGCAGCUAGCUCUAAAGAAACAAAAUCAAGAUUUCUCAUCCGAUGAGAGUUAAAAUUAUUUAUGUUUAAUUUCAAAUUAUUUUAGUUUUUUGCUUAUUAAACCAUCUUUCAUUCAUCAAUACUCGUACCUGUCAAUUAAAUAGUUUUUCGUCUUUCAGUUUUUAACAAUAUUACGCUUACAUGAAAUUAUCUUAAAUGAACACAUUUUUUAUAAAUAGACUUAAUUCAGAAAACGUUUGCACAUUGCAAAUAUGGUAUUAUUAGUUUUAUUGUUUCGUA
Molecule: messenger RNA, 2004 nt
Organism: Eurytemora carolleeae
Lineage: Eukaryota; Metazoa; Arthropoda; Copepoda; Calanoida; Temoridae
Exons: 7
Coding region: 87-1778 (563 amino acids)
Source: RefSeq, a predicted model, not a curated record